Messenger RNA from Chaetura pelagica (chimney swift), 871 nucleotides. It is a transcript of the gene RABL3, whose product is annotated as RAB, member of RAS oncogene family-like 3. Gene Ontology annotation, molecular function: GTPase activity. The record is from RefSeq and is a predicted model, not a curated record. NCBI's taxonomy places the organism in Eukaryota, Metazoa, Chordata, Aves, Apodiformes, Apodidae. Bases 1 to 753 code for a protein of 250 amino acids. Gene Ontology annotation, cellular component: endomembrane system. The transcript is spliced from 8 exons. Gene Ontology annotation, biological process: intracellular protein transport.
AUGCAGCACAUUGGACAGGAUGAUAUUCAGAAACACCCCAAAGAAAAACUGAAAAAUGUAAACACCGGCUUUAUUAAAAGAAACAGCUGUGUCGGGAAAUCUUCGCUUGUCCACCUCCUGUGCCAAAACCAGGUGUUGGGAAACCCGUCCUGGACGGUGGGCUGCUCGGUGGAUGUGCGAAUCCAUGACUACAAAGAAGGGACUCCGGAAGAGAAGACAUAUUACAUUGAGCUGUGGGAUGUUGGAGGCUCAGUGGGUAGUGCCAGCAGCGUGAAAAGCACACGAGCAGUAUUUUAUAACAUGCUGAAUGGGAUCAUUUUAGUGCAUGACUUGACCAACAAGAAAUCAUCCCAGAAUUUAUAUCGCUGGUCUUUGGAAGCACUCAACAGAGAUGUGGCUCCAACAGGAGUUCUUGUGACAAACGGUGACUAUGACCGUGAACAGUUUGCUGAUAACCAGAUUCCACUGCUGGUAAUAGGAACGAAGCUGGAUCAGAUCCCAGAAACAAAGCGGAAUGAAGUUUUGACCAGAACAGCUUUCUUGGCUGAGGAUUUCAAUGCUGAAGAGAUAAAUUUGGAUUGCACCAAUCCUCGUUACUUGGCUGCAGGUUCAUCCAAUGCUGUCAAGCUAAGCAGGUUUUUUGAUAAGGUCAUAGAGAAGAGAUACUUCUUAAGAGAUGGCAAUCAGAUUCCUGGCUUCCCUGAAAGGAAGAGGUUUGGAGGGGGAACGCUGAAGAGCCUUCAUUAUGACUAAAUGCUGAAGAAUUGGAAGAUGACUUCUCUGAGUUCCUGAGGACAUUUACAUUCCAACUGGAUGCUUAAAGACAAUAAUGCUACGUCAAGCAGAGUGAAAUGAUACUAUGCUUUGGCCA